Molecule: messenger RNA, 1023 nt
Organism: Symsagittifera roscoffensis
Lineage: Eukaryota; Metazoa; Xenacoelomorpha; Acoela; Convolutidae
Product: universal stress protein Sll1388-like
Exons: 3
Coding region: 314-850 (178 amino acids)
Source: RefSeq, a predicted model, not a curated record
UCAGUCGAAGUGAGAAAGAUUUUCAUGUUAAAUUCUGCCGAUAAAAGAACCAUACCAUAUAAACUAUGUUUGCACGUGAACCACAAACCAUCGCAGUUGAUUCUUUAUCUAGCUUAGCUAACCAUCUGAAUCAAGGUUAUAAGCUUUUACUUAAAUAUCUGAUUUCUACGCGAGUAUUAUUUUAUGGGCCAGCCUUGACAUUACUAAACUGCAAGUGAAACUAGCUGACAUAAGCUAAUCCAGCUGUAACUUAGCUUACUGAGCUCUUUCAUAUACAGCAGCAUCUUUAUUUCAUCGAUUAGAAAAAGUUCCAAUGGCCAGCAAAAGCACUGACGUCGAGAAUGUUGCCGCGAAAGUCGGGGAAGUUUCAUUGUCGGAAUCAAAAGGAUCGAAAAGUCAACGGAAAAUUGUGAUAGCAAUUGACGCUAGUGGCCAUUCGGAGAGGGCUCUCAGGUGGUACUUGAACAAUUUCCACCGAGAUGGUGACCAUUUGUUUCUGUUCCACGCGGUGGAGUUGCCGACCAUCCCAGUGAUCGGAUCGGGAGAGUUGUUUUAUAAAGAGACUCUGAACGAGAUCAUCAAAGAGAAACACGAAGAGAUCAAAAAGUUGACUCUCAAGUUCGAACUGAUCAUCAAAAAAGAUAACUUGAGUGCGACUUUUAACGCCCGUGACGGAGACCCCCCGGGACACAACAUAGUUCACUACGCGCGGGAGAAGGAUGCCGACUGCAUUGUCAUCGGCUGUCGUGGACUCGGCAGCAUCCGAAGAACUAUUCUCGGCUCAACCAGCGAUUACGUUAUUCAUCACGCCCAUUUGCCCGUGAUAGUCGUGCCGCCAGUCCAUCAUUAAACAUUCGAAUAGAAAAAAUCGCGAACAAAACUGGUUUACGUGUACGUUUUAAAAAACUACCAAAACUCAAUAGCUGGUUGCUCUGCUAUUUCAAAUGGCCGUAGUUGUUCCAAAGUUACUCUUGUAAAUCUGAUUGUCUUACACUUUAAAUUACAAAAUCUUUGAUUGUCUCA